AUGGCCCAAAUAAGACCUCUAAGCGCGGAACUGCAAAAAAUUGCCUGCGAAGAUUUGGGCGAAGUUCCCGCCAGGAUUCCCGAGGAUUUGGUCGCCCUUAAAUUAUGGAUUCAACAGCAGCCUCAUUUACAUUCCCGCACCGAUGAUCAGUUUCUGAUACAGUUUCUAAGAGGCUGCAAACAUAGCUUGGAGAGAGCAAAAGAGAAAUUGGAUCAUUUCUAUGCUUUGAGAACGAAAUAUCCCGAGACGUUUUGCGCCACCAACAUCGAUGAUCCCAAAUUCAGAGCUUAUUUUGAUCAGGGUGUUGUGUUACCCUUGCCUACACCUCUCAAUGAUUGCGGUCCUCGCAUUUUAUUCGCGCGCUUCAACUACAGUACGGAUCAAGAUAUUGAGAAGGUUUUAUUGCCAUUAAAUGCAAUGAAAGAAAAUUUCAUGAUGAAUGAUCCCUAUGCCGGCAUACAUGGAAUAGUCUAUGUAACAGAUUUGGCCAAAGCCACUACAGGUCAUUUAUUACAACUAACUCCAGGUACUGUGAAAAGGUUAAUGACAUACUAUGAAAAAUCGGUUCCCUUGCGUAUUAAGGCUCUAUGUUAUAUUAAUGCUCCAGCUGCUGCUGAGCAGUUCUUCAAAUUGUUAUUAUCCUGCAUCUCGGACAAACUUAAAAAACGCGUUGUUAUAUGCAGCAAGGACAUUAGCAAAAUAUACGAUCAUAUACCUCAAAAGUAUUUACCUGAAGAAUAUGGAGGCUCCAAUGGAUCUUUGGAUAAAGUUUGUGCAGACUACCACAAGGUCUGGGAUGAAAGUCGAGAAUACUUCAAACAAAACUCAGAAUAUGGCACAGAUGAACGACUACGUCCUGGCAAGCCUUUAGAUUUUGAUGGAGUCUUUGGUACGGGAGGAUCAUUCAGGAAAAUUAAUGUUGACUGAAGUGGUCAUAUUAUGAGGUUACUUACUAAGCCAAAUAGUAAUAAAGUGAUAUUAGGGCAAAUA
Molecule: messenger RNA, 990 nt
Organism: Stomoxys calcitrans (stable fly)
Lineage: Eukaryota; Metazoa; Arthropoda; Insecta; Diptera; Muscidae
Product: retinol-binding protein pinta
Exons: 3
Coding region: 1-927 (308 amino acids)
Cellular component (GO): membrane
Molecular function (GO): phosphatidylinositol bisphosphate binding
Source: RefSeq, a predicted model, not a curated record